Molecule: messenger RNA, 952 nt
Organism: Adineta steineri
Lineage: Eukaryota; Metazoa; Rotifera; Eurotatoria; Adinetida; Adinetidae
Source: the annotation of a GenBank genome assembly
GAUGAAAAAUAUGGAAGAAAUUGAUCCACGUUUUAUUUGUGGAUCUUGUAAAUUAGUUUUGUGUGAACCGUAUCAACUUACCUUUGGUCAUCAUUUAUGUAAAUCAUGUAUACAUACUGAUAAUAAUUGUGCAAUAUGUUUGGAAGUUAUAGAAACAGAUAAAAUUGGGUCGGAUCGAGGUUUAGAAAAUGACAUGCGACGUUUUUCAAAAACUUGCUCUCAAUGUGAUUGGAGAGGGCCAUUGACGUUUUAUAAAAAGCAUAUUGAACAAAAUCAUGGAGGUUCUAAUGACCGUUUUAUUUGGAAUGGACAGGUUAAUGGAAAUGAUUUUAGUCAAAAUUCAUUAAAUUCGGAAAGAUUAACCGGAUCGUACGCAGGAAAUAGACAACUUUCUAAUGAUGGUUCAUUUAUUUGGCGUAUAACAGAUGUUGAAAGAAAGAGAAUAUAUGCUGUAUCUGAACGACAAAUGUCAAUCGAUUCUGAACCAUUUUAUUCAUCUCCUACAGGUUAUAAAUUGUGUUUACGAUUGUAUUUAAAUGGUGAUGGUAAUGCACGUGGUACACAUUUAUCAUUAUUUUUAGUAAUAAUGCGUAAUGAAUUUGAUGCUAUUAUUCAUUGGCCAUUCAAAUAUAAAAUCAUAUUCACUUUACUCAAUCAAUUACAAUCUAAUAGUCCAUCGAAAUCUUUCUGGCUUGAUGUAAACUUAACAUCUUUUCAUAGUCCAACAGCGGAUAUGAAUAUUGCUUGUGGUAUUCCAAAGUUUUUUCGACUUGAUAUAUUUGAACAAACAUAUGAUGAAUACGUUCAGAAUGAUACAAUGUUCAUUAAAGUUGAAGUGGAUUUUACUAGUGAAAGAUCAGAAUUAGCAUCUGUUCCUGGUGUUAAUGAAUUAGCAAAUAAUGAAAAACAUGUUGAUAUAAUUCAUGAAGAUAUUGAUCCAAUGUCUCAUUAA